This is a messenger RNA of Phyllotreta striolata, 1254 nucleotides long. The record is from the annotation of a GenBank genome assembly. NCBI's taxonomy places the organism in Eukaryota, Metazoa, Arthropoda, Insecta, Coleoptera, Chrysomelidae.
AUGGCUCGCCAAUUUAUUUUGCCUGUCAUUUUACAAAUUGUGUUCCUCAGUUUUACACUGAGCGUUAAAGUUUGUGACAACCAAUUUGAUUACGACAAUCCUUUCACGACCAAUUGCCACGACGAUCCAGAUGGCGAUGCCUCUCCGAAAGAUAUAAUAGACAGAUGGGGAAUUUCGACGCAAAUCGAACAUACCCUAUACACCCCGAGCGGUUACCAAAUCUACAUAAUACAAGCAGUACCUUUGGAUGCAAGCAGUACCGCCGCACCGCUAGUAUUCGCACACGGAAUCGGCCUGAACAUGAGAGGAUUCCUCAGUUUACAAAACAGUACUCUGGCUUACAACGCACUACUUCAACAAAAACGCCAAGUUUUCCUCUUAGCAAACCGCGGUACCAUCUUCAGUACCGGCACUAACAAUGGCCUCACUAUGAACGAUUACAACUACUGGAAAUUCAAUUUUGAAGACAUUGCUUUAGAGGAGCUAGUGUUGGCUAUAAACUUGGCCAAACAACAAACUGGUCGUAACCCGAUACAUGUAGGUUUUUCUAUGGGCAACACCAUCGGUUUUGUUUUGUGCAGCUUAAAACCGGAUUAUUGUACUCAAAAUUUAGCAGGAAUUGUAGCUUUAGCUCCCAUAGCUUAUAUGGAUAACUAUAUUCCCUCUGCGUAUGGAUGGCUGUCUUUGUUCUGGCCAAUAGCGCAGCCAUUCGCUAAAAUGUUGUGGAAUGGUAACAUGAUGCCUAGGAAUCCCCAACAGACGAAAAUGUGCUUGACGAAUUCUAUCACAAUGAUGGGAUGUUACGUUUCUAAAGCGGUACUUUUUGGAUUCGAUUACGACGGUUUAAAUUGGCCUAAACUACCAAUUAUUUGGACGAAUAAUCAAGAUUCCAUUGGAGAGAACGUGUUCACGCAUUUUAGUCAGAACAUCAACUCCGCAAGGUUUGCUAGAUUCGAUUAUAAGAUUAAUAAUGUUGCUGUUUAUGGAACUCCAACUAACCCGGAUUACGAAGUAGAAAAAAUUCCGGUGAAGGUCGCUUUGUUCACCGGUAAAAACGACGCCUUGGCGACGGAAAAGAAUGCUCAAAAACUUUGGAACAAAUUACCAGUUGGAUCUAGAUGUAGUUUUACAAGUGUCAAUAGUCCUACAUUUGCUCAUGAUGGAUUUAUUAAUAACAAAAACUUGUAUACUCUGGUAGUACAGCCUGUUUUAACGACUGUAUCGCAAAUGGAACAAGGGAUAUGUAAUCCAUAG